AGUUAUAUAUAUGAACAAAAAGGGAUUAUGAACGAAAAAAUAAUAUCAUCAUCAUCAGCCCUUUUAUGUCCCCACUUCAGGGGCUCAGGCCUUCCUUAUGGAUGGUUAAGGAGGAUGGGCCAUGACCCUCCACCCUGGCCCAAUGCGGAUUGGAGGGUAUUAACGACUGCAAAUGCAGCAGGGACCAACGGCUCAACGUGCCUUCCGAAGCACGAAGUAGCUCGAGAUAAUAUUUUUUUGGUUACCCAUCCCGUAACCGACCCCUGCGAAAGUUGCUUAACGACAACGAUCGCGGGCCGCGGCGCUUAACCACUACGCCACCGAGCUACUCAAAAUAUCAGAACGAAAAAAAUAA
Molecule: messenger RNA, 355 nt
Organism: Diatraea saccharalis (sugarcane borer)
Lineage: Eukaryota; Metazoa; Arthropoda; Insecta; Lepidoptera; Crambidae
Source: the annotation of a GenBank genome assembly